AUGGCGCCGCCGGCAACCCAACGCCGCCGCGGCUCCCACAAGAAGGCUCCUGUCGCAGCGGAGGUGCCGCCGGAGGCCCCUGUCGCUGACAUCCGCGCCCUCCCGGACGAGGUCCAAAGCGCCAUCAUCUCCUUGCUCCCGACCGACGCCGGCGUCCGCACCCGGGCCGUUGCCUCCGGCUGGACAGCCCUCUGGCGCGCCGCUCCGCUCAACCUCGACGACCGCGAGCUCCGUCUCCGUCCCAGCUGGCGCAACGGGGACCGCAUCGCCGCGCGCAUCACCUCCAUCCUGUCCGCCCACCCCGGCCCAGCUCGCCGGCUGUCCCUCAUGAACCUCACCCGUGUCUCCAACACCACCGGCGACGACCGCUACGCCACCUUCGACGCCUGGUUCAGGUCCCCCGUCCUCAACAGGGUCAAGGAGGUCCAUUUCCAGUACCUGUACAGGUACAGAGCCGAUGAGCUCGACCCAUUGCCGCUGCCAGCGCUGAGAUUCACCGACCUCACAAUCGCUAGCUACGGCAGGUGCCACUUCCCAGAUAAUCUUGCUGGUGUUAGGUUUCCUAACCUCACGCAGCUCACCCUCCAUGAUCUCACAAAUACGGAGCGCACAGUCCAUGACAUGAUUUCAGCCUGCCCACAAAUUAGGAGCCUACUGCUCAGAAACAACAAAAGGUUCCGCCGCGUUCGCAUCAGCUCCCCGACCCUCAUAUCCCUUGGCCUGUCUGUUGGGGAGCAUGAUGAUGAGCCAGCGAUGGAACAACUCACAAUAGUGGAUGCUCCCAGCAUGGAGAGGCUGCUCAUCUUUGACACAGAGGGGGGACCAAUUAACAUUCGUGUAAUUGGUGCUCCAAAUCUUCGGGUCCUGGGAUCCCUGCCCAGUUCUUUGCUCAGACUGCAGCUCGGCAACACAGUUCUCCAGGAAAUGAUUGCCAUCAAUGCGAUAACAUCAAUGCACUCUGUUAAGAUUCUUGCACUUGGCGCUGAUGGUUUUAAAUUGGACAUCAUCGUUGAUAUCCUCAGAUGCUUUCCCUGCUUGGAGAAGCUUUACUUUACGUCAAUGGUAAUAGAAUCUGGCGAAACAAUGCAGAAUAAUGGUGCUCUACUACCUAUCCAGUGCCUUGAGACACAUCUCAAGGAAAUAGUACUGAGAAACUUCACAGGCACCAGAGAAGAUGUUAGGUUCGCCAAGUUCUUCAUUCUGAAUUCUAGAGUCCUAGAGCUGAUGGAGUUUCGAGCUCCAGUCAGACAAAACAUCAAGAAGUGGGAGGCUAACGAGCGGCGUAAGCUUCCAAGAAAGAGUGACAGAGCUUCUCAGGCUGCUCGAUUUCGUUUUGUGUACCAUACCUGUCUUUUUAGAAAUUAUGAGGACACAAACCGCACACAUGCAUUAACGGAGUCCGAUCCGUUUAAAGGCAUGUUAUGA
Setaria italica (foxtail millet) is the source of this 1425-nucleotide messenger RNA. RefSeq names its product putative F-box/LRR-repeat protein At5g02700. Lineage: Eukaryota; Viridiplantae; Streptophyta; Magnoliopsida; Poales; Poaceae. The coding region runs from base 1 to 1425 and encodes 474 amino acids. Gene Ontology annotation, molecular function: protein binding. The record is from RefSeq and is a predicted model, not a curated record. The transcript is spliced from 3 exons.